Molecule: messenger RNA, 1819 nt
Organism: Micropterus dolomieu (smallmouth bass)
Lineage: Eukaryota; Metazoa; Chordata; Actinopteri; Centrarchiformes; Centrarchidae
Gene: pdcl3
Product: phosducin-like 3
Exons: 6
Coding region: 151-867 (238 amino acids)
Biological process (GO): protein folding; angiogenesis; positive regulation of gene expression
Cellular component (GO): cytoplasm
Source: RefSeq, a predicted model, not a curated record
UUAUUUGAACCCUGGUCGUAUUGUGUGCUUAUUUGAGACAGUCAUAGGUUUUUGUUUUCAGCCGGAAUCGGUCCGUCCGCGGUCUUUCUGUUUCCGUGUCUGGGAGGGGAGCAGUGGUGUGAUUUUAGAGGAGACUUUUUAUCUGUCAGAAUGCAGGACCCGAAUGAAGACACAGAGUGGAAUGAUAUCCUGAGGAAGAAAGGGAUUCUUCCUCCCAAAGAGGUACCUAAAGAUGAUGAAGAGGAAGAGCUGGCCCUCCAACAGCAGUCUGUCGUUAAAACGUAUGAGAGCAUGACGAUGGAGGAACUGGAGGAGAAUGAAGAUGAGUUCGGUGAAGACGAUGAGGCUGCCAUUGAGAUGUACAGACAGAAGCGUCUUGCGGAGUGGAAGGCGACUCAGAUGAAGAAUGUGUUCGGGGAGCUGGGGGAAAUCUCAGGGCAAGACUACGUCAACGAGGUCAACAAGGCCGGAGAUGGCAUCUGGGUGGUGCUGCACCUCUACAAACAGGGCAUCCCUCUGUGCACACUCAUCAACCAGCACCUGAGCUUGUUGGCCAGGAAGUUCCCUCAGACCAAGUUCCUCAAGUCCAUCUCCACCACCUGCAUCCCUAACUACCCCGACCGCAACCUGCCCACCAUCUUUGUGUACUUUGAGGGAGAGAUGAAGGCCCAGUUCAUUGGGCCACUGGUCUUUGGGGGCAUGAAUCUCAAAGUUGAAGAGCUGGAGUGGCGGUUAUCAGAGAGUGGGGCGAUAAAGACAGACCUGGAGGAAAACCCCAAGAAGCAAAUCGAAGACAAGCUAAUGUCAUCGAUCAGAGGUUCCCUUCCUACUCGAAAGGACAGUGACUCUGAGGACGAGGACUAUUAGGAAAAAACGCCUGUCACUCCAAAGGACCUUAAAUCAUCUGCAGAUGGUUUGAGCAGGGCCAGAGAAGGGAUGGCAUCUCCUGUAUCAGCAAAUGCAUUUCAUAUUUUGACCAUGUAGAUGGCGCUCUCAUACAGGGAUCAGUCCUGCUCAAGGGUGUCGGACAGGACACUUAGCUGGAGAGAAUCCAACCUAUGAUCUUGUUGUCGAAUCAGCCAGCCUCCUGUCUAUCUCUGUGGGAAAAACAGCACAACAAUCACUCCUUUGUAAUUUCAAUAAACAUCCAACCCCAUCACUUGAGUCUGUACAAAAGCAUCAGAAACCGAUUUUAACUUUUUUAUUACGUUUCAAGAGAAUUGUCACAAAAUGUACAUGUACAUUUAAAUCUGUUAAAUUAAAUGUGAGUUCACCUUUUUGCCACAAUAAUCUGUGUGUUGCUAAGUCCUAUUUUUUUUUUUGGAAAAUGUCACUGUUAAUUACAAAGAACUUGCUGAACAGAUAAUUGUUGUGCAGAAGUGUUUUGUUUGUGUUUUGACACCCAUGUCUUGUGUAACAGUAUAAUGUUUGUGCUUGGGAGUAGUUUACAUUAACACACACCAAUUGACAUUUGGAAGCAGGAAGACACAUGGCAGCCUUGGCAGUGCAGUUCUAUUUUUUUUUUUUCCCAUCUGUACAAUAAUUUGUUUUUUGUUAACAAAAAGUCGUGUUUCUGUCUUGAGACUUGUCAGAGAUGCUGUGCGUUGCCCCAUCAGUCUUUGGGUGUGAUGUUCACAGGCUGCGGUUCUUCUGUUAAGCCUGAUGUCCCUUUUUGUUUUUGUAGAUUUUUCUAUUACAACAUCCCCUCCGGCAGACCUCGAAUCUUCUGUUUCAUUAGGAAGAAAGAAAAGUCAGUGUCAGCAGUAAAUCGAACCUGAACCGUGAUGUAAUUAAAUGUAAUUUGCGCUGGCUGUCUUAA